AUUUUAUGCAAAUUGUGGGCGUGCUCGCACUAGCCUGGUUUUUGGUUGGGAUCUUGGCGGACUGCAAUGUUUGCCAAACGAAUCAGGUGGCCUGCAUCAAUUCCACAUCCUUCUACUUGUGUUUUGGAGAUGGCACGCCACACACGGAUCAUAUUUACUCUUGCCUGGAAGGCACCGUCUGCACCGACAGGACGGCCAUCUGCCUGCAGGCAAGCGCCCAGCGGCCUCCCAGCUGCGGCGAUACCAGCAAAUGUGGCCAAUGCAGUGCAAAUCGCAACUAUAAAUUCGCCUGCCAGAGUCGACGCCUGUUCCAAAUGUGCUACGGUGCCACACAGCCGACGGGCGCGCUGGGCACCUGCCCGGCGGGCUACGUUUGCGAUGCCAGCACCGAUGUGGUCUGUGUGGCCGAGCGGGCUGGUCAAAACUACACCUGUGACCUAAACGACGAUCUGGUGAGCAGCCCCACAGAGGACACCACAGUGGCGACCACAGUGGCAACCACAGCCAAGCCCACAACGCCCAGCUCCCUGACGGCGCAGCAGGUGUGCGAGCUGAGGGCCAAGUCGGGACUCUACGAAACUGUGCCGCGCGAUCCCAACUGCAAACGUUAUAUCAGUUGCUACUUUGCCACCAGUGGCAAGAUAAUAGCCGUGGAAUACGAUUGCACGGCGAGCUCCUAUUUCGAGGCGGAAAAAGAACGCUGCUCCUACCUGUUGCCCGCCAACUGCACAGCUUGA
Molecule: messenger RNA, 737 nt
Organism: Drosophila novamexicana
Lineage: Eukaryota; Metazoa; Arthropoda; Insecta; Diptera; Drosophilidae
Exons: 4
Coding region: 6-737 (243 amino acids)
Cellular component (GO): extracellular region
Molecular function (GO): chitin binding
Source: RefSeq, a predicted model, not a curated record